Messenger RNA from Microtus ochrogaster (prairie vole), 1870 nucleotides. It is a transcript of the gene Opn1sw, whose product is annotated as opsin 1, short wave sensitive. Lineage: Eukaryota; Metazoa; Chordata; Mammalia; Rodentia; Cricetidae. Gene Ontology annotation, molecular function: G protein-coupled receptor activity. Gene Ontology annotation, biological process: phototransduction; G protein-coupled receptor signaling pathway; visual perception. Gene Ontology annotation, cellular component: membrane. The record is from RefSeq and is a predicted model, not a curated record.
AUGUCAGGAGAGGACGAUUUCUACCUGUUCCGCAAUAUCUCCUCUGUGGGGCCCUGGGACGGGCCUCAGUACCACAUAGCUCCUGUCUGGGCUUUCCACCUCCAGGCAGCCUUUAUGGGGUUUGUCUUCUUCGCAGGGACCCCACUAAAUGCCAUAGUGCUGGUGGCCACACUGCGUUACAAAAAGCUGCGGCAGCCCCUCAACUACAUCCUGGUCAAUGUAUCCUUCGGGGGCUUCCUCUUCUGCAGCUUCUCCGUUUUCACUGUCUUUAUCGCCAGCUGUCACGGCUACUUCCUCUUUGGCCCCCACGUUUGUGCUCUGGAGGCCUUCCUGGGCUCUGCAGCAGGUCUAGUGACAGGAUGGUCCUUGGCUUUCCUGGCUUUCGAGCGCUACAUUGUCAUCUGUAAGCCCUUUGGCAACUUCCGCUUCAGCUCCAAGCAUGCACUGAUGGUGGUCCUGGUUACUUGGAUCAUUGGUAUCGGAGUGUCCAUCCCACCCUUCUUUGGCUGGAGCAGGUACAUCCCCGAGGGCCUGCAGUGCUCCUGCGGCCCGGACUGGUACACAGUUGGCACCAAGUAUCGAAGCGAGUACUACACGUGGUUCCUCUUCCUGUUCUGUUUCAUCGUGCCUCUUUCCCUCAUCUGCUUCUCCUAUUCGCAGUUGCUGAGGACUCUCAGAGCUGUGGCAGCUCAGCAGCAAGAGUCAGCUACGACCCAGAAGGCUGAACGGGAGGUGAGCCACAUGGUGGUGGUGAUGGUGGGAUCCUUCUGUCUCUGCUACGUGCCCUAUGCUGCCCUGGCCAUGUACAUAGUCAACAACCGUAACCACGGGAUAGACUUACGCUUCGUCACCAUCCCCGCCUUCUUCUCCAAGAGCUCGUGUGUCUACAAUCCCAUCAUCUACGGCUUCAUGAAUAAGCAGUUCCGGGCUUGCAUCCUGGAGAUGGUGUGCAGGAAGCCCAUGAGUGACGAAAGCGAGAUGCCUGGCUCUCAGAAAACAGAAGUUUCUACCACCUCUUCCAGCAAAGUUGGCCCUCACUAAGGACCUUAACUGGCCUGCUGGCAGCAAGCAGAACACCACAUUUAGUUUCUACACUCUCCAUUAAAACCCUAGCACAGGGAAGAGAUAGAUGGGAAGGGGAGCACUCCUUCCUGUCAGCGAGGCUGCUCCUCCCACAUGGACCAUUUCAACAGUCAGUUUCUACUCCUAAGUGGUACCUUCGCCCCCUAAGUGGAGACCUGUAAGAGAAAGGGCACACUUUCCUUCUCUGUCAUUUUUCAUCCCCCUUGCUGGGUCUGGGAUGACACACCCUGUUAGAUGAGCGAUAGGGGCAGGUGCCUACAGCGAAUUUAAAAGACCGAGGUUGUGGUAGCCAUGGCCAGAGCUGCCUCAGCUUACCCAUCUCAAACAGAAUUUUUUCUAGGUGUUCUCCUCUCCACUUAGCUAAAUGGAUGUAUCCAUUUAAAGCUGUGCACUGAUUAAAGUUAGUGGUUUAAUCCCAUGACAUCCUCAAAAUGAAUCUGCAUGUCUCAGUACCAUUUAUAAAUCAAACCCAAGUGCUAAAAACAUUUUACCUUACACUCUCCCUAUACCUGCUGCUCCUGGAAAAUGAAUCCCUUUAAAAUGAAAACCAAGAUAAAUGUGUUCAGCUAUGCUCAAGAAAUGCUGGAUGCGUCUCAGCACUGGAAGGCAGGAGGGUUGGAGCUGUGAGAAGCAACCAGAAACCUCAGGAACAGCAAAGGACUAAGUGUGAGGGAGGAGGCAGUGCUCUUUCUCAGCCUGGCGGGGAGAUACGGUGGGACAUUCUAGAAAUCCUUCUCUUUGACAUUUUAUAUUACAGAAUUCUAAGCCACAAUCCCAUAUAUUCCUU